AAGUGUGAUACCUUUCCUCUUUUAUAGCCCCCCAACGCCCACCUUCAUUUGGUGUGUGUGAGAGAGAGUGUGAGAUACGAUAAGAAACGAAGAUCACAUGAACGGCAUGGAAGAUAUGGGACCGCCUCCAGUAACCGCCACCGGAGCAUCUCCGACGGGAAUGGGCGGCGGCAUGCACCAUAUGAUGCACAUGACCUUCUUCUGGGGUAAAAACGGUGAAAUUUUGUUCCCGGGUUGGCCCGGAUCCAGUUCGGGUAUGUACGUUCUGGUUCUCUUCUUCGUCUUCAUACUCGCUUUUCUCGUCGAGUUUUUAUCUCAUUCCGAUAUCGCUCGGAAGGGUUCCGGCCCGGUGGCGGUGGGAUUGAUUCAGACCCUGGUCCAUACCCUACGUGCCGGAUUGGCUUAUUUGGUUAUGCUGGCGGUGAUGUCGUUCAACGGCGGAGUGUUUCUGGUGGCGGUGGUUGGUCACGCUGUUGGGUUUUUGGUAUUUGGGAGUUGGGUUUUCAAGCGGCCAUCGCCGCCGUCUGUGGAUAAAAAUUCAGAUCUAUCUCCGAUGAUUUGUGCUUAAUUAUGCAAUUCUGGUAUGCGAAUUUCAAAAUCAAUCUCUUGAAUACUACGAGUUAUAGUUGGAUUAUCAAACUUAAACGAUUAUGUUGUAAUUAUGAAAAUUUCCCUAAAUUUUAUAGAAUUAUCGUUGGAUUA
Molecule: messenger RNA, 702 nt
Organism: Cynara cardunculus var. scolymus (artichoke)
Lineage: Eukaryota; Viridiplantae; Streptophyta; Magnoliopsida; Asterales; Asteraceae
Product: copper transporter 6-like
Exons: 1
Coding region: 98-568 (156 amino acids)
Biological process (GO): intracellular copper ion homeostasis; copper ion transmembrane transport
Cellular component (GO): plasma membrane
Molecular function (GO): copper ion transmembrane transporter activity
Source: RefSeq, a predicted model, not a curated record